Messenger RNA from Daucus carota subsp. sativus, 1927 nucleotides. RefSeq names its product cytochrome P450 89A2. Bases 268 to 1821 code for a protein of 517 amino acids. Lineage: Eukaryota; Viridiplantae; Streptophyta; Magnoliopsida; Apiales; Apiaceae. The record is from RefSeq and is a predicted model, not a curated record. The transcript has a single exon. Gene Ontology annotation, cellular component: membrane. Gene Ontology annotation, molecular function: heme binding; oxidoreductase activity, acting on paired donors, with incorporation or reduction of molecular oxygen, NAD(P)H as one donor, and incorporation of one atom of oxygen; iron ion binding.
CCUCAAAGAAAUCAGCUUUGUUCUCCUAAGUUGUUUGAAUAUGUGUUCUGGAGAGUGACCUUACCAGACACCGUCAAUAAUGCUAAUUCUCGGCGUCUACGUACUUUUUACUCUAGUACCUCCGCGUGUUAUUUCUAGAAUCAUAAGUUUCAAAUUCCUACUGCUACCAACAAAGAUAGUUGAUUCUAUCCCAAAUUUCAGUAUCUAUAUAUUAUCACAAAACUUGUACAUUCAUCAAUCAUUCGUAACACCGCAGUUUAACAAAUAAUGGAGACAUGGUUUAUAAUCACUGUCUCUCUAUGCAUAUCAGCCUUCAUCAAAUUAUUCUUCUCCAUCAGGCAAUCAUCAAAUCUCGCUAAACUCCCCCCUGGACCGACCAUAAUGCCGAUCAUUGGCAGCUUCCUAUGGCUGCGUAAAUCAUACGUUGAAAUCGGAGCCAUUCUCCAUCAGCUCAAGCUCAAGUAUGGCCCAAUAAUCACACUUAAAAUCGGCUCUCACCCUUCCAUUUUCAUUGCCAGCCACGCCUCGGCUCAUCGUGCACUUGUUCAAGCUGGUGCGGUUUUUUCUGACAGGCCUCCACCGCCCCCUACUAACAACAUUCUAGACAGUUACCAGCACAACAUCAGUGCAGCCUUCUAUGGCCCCAACUGGCGCCUCUUUCGUCGUAACAUGGCGGAGACCAUCAUGAAUCCUGUGCGUGUUAAGACGUUCUCUGGAGGACGUAGAUGGGCGCUGGGAGUCCUCAUCCAGCGCCUUUUAUCCGAGUCCAGGUUGGAUAGUAUUCAAGUUGCUGAUCAUUUGCAGCAUGCCAUGUUUUGUUUGUUGGUUUUCAUGUGUUUCGGAGAAAAAUUUGAGGAUGAAAAAAUUAGAGAAAUUGUGCGAGUACAAAGAAAUUUGUCAAAGAGUGUGUUUAAGUUCAGUUUUCUUAAUAUUUGGCCUAAAGUAGGGAGGAUCGUAUUUAAAAAGAAAUGGAAGGAACUUAUUGCAGUUCGUGAGGAUCAAAAUAAUGUGCUGAUUCCGAUAAUAAAAACUAGACUUAAAAAGGGGAUGAAGGGAAAUGUGGAAGAUGAUGAUGUGAUGGCUUAUGUAGAUAGUUUGGUUGAUUUCAAGUUGCCCGAGGAAGGGAAUAGAAAACUGAGAGAUGAAGAGAUGGUGAGUAUGUGCGGGGAGUUUAUCAAUGCAGGGAUUGAUACAACUUCGACGACUCUGCUAUGGAUUAUGGCUAACUUGGUGAAGUAUCCUCAAAUACAGGAGAAGCUUUAUCAAGAAAUUGUUUCGGUUGUGGGAGAGGGAGAGGAGGUAUUGGAGGUGGUCAAGGAGGAGGAGCUGCAAAAAAUGUCGUAUUUAAGAGCCGUAGUGCUGGAAGGUUUAAGGCGCCAUCCGCCUGGUCAUUUUGUUUUGCCACAUUCAGUGACUGAGGAUGCGGAGUUGGAUGGUUAUGUGAUUCCUAAAAAUGCUACGGUGCAUUUUAUGGUGGCGGAGAUGGGAAGGGAUGGUGAGGUGUGGAAAGAUCCGAUGGAGUUUAGGCCGGAGAGAUUCUUGAGUGGGAAUGGAGGAGAAGAGGGGUUUGAUGUAACAUGUAGGAAGGAGAUAAAGAUGAUGCCUUUUGGGGCAGGGAGGAGGAUUUGCCCUGCCAACACAUUGGCAUUGCUUCACUUGGAGUAUUUUGUGGCUAAUUUGAUAUGGAAAUUUGAGUGGAAGCCUGCUGCUGGGAAUCAUGAUGUUGAUCUUUCGGAAAAGCAAGAAUUUACCAUUGGCAUGAAAUAUCCUUUGGUUGUUAGCCUUUCUCCUAGAGUGAGUGUGAAUCAUAGCCGCCCAUAGGGAAUCAAGAUUGUUAAAUAAGAAAUCCAGUGUAAAUUGCUCUAGUAUCAUGCUGCUAGUAACAAUGAUCAAAUAAAGGAUAUGGAUCAAAUAAAUUUAGUGUUGA